Molecule: messenger RNA, 981 nt
Organism: Triticum aestivum (bread wheat)
Lineage: Eukaryota; Viridiplantae; Streptophyta; Magnoliopsida; Poales; Poaceae
Product: 26.2 kDa heat shock protein, mitochondrial
Exons: 2
Coding region: 120-749 (209 amino acids)
Source: RefSeq, a predicted model, not a curated record
CCUCCAUUUCCCACGCCUCUCGCUCAGCCACAAGAAUCCAAAUCAUCACCGCAGAGAGAGAGAGAGAGAGAGAGAGAGAAAGAGAGGGAAAGAAGAGAGAGAGAAGAGGGAGAGAGACCAUGGCCUCCGCCGUCGUUUGCAAGGGCGAGGAUUCCGCGCCUGCCAGCCUCCUCAAGUCCAGUGCUCCCGUGGCCUUCUGCCCGCUCCGCUCCCCCGCCGUCACCGCCGGCCGCCGCCCGUACAACACCCAGGCCAAGGAGGUCAGCCGCUACUACGACGACGACGACGACGACUACAGCGCCCGCGACCUCGUCACCCCCAGCUUCUUCUCGCAGGACGUGCUCGACUCGCUCGGCGCGCCGACCAGCAUGGCCCGUCUGCUGUCUCUGAUGAAGGCCGGCCUCUCCUCCCCUGCUGGUACUGGGGCGUCGCGGCUCGGACGGUGGGUGGCCAAGGAGGACGACGACGCGGUGUACCUCAAGGUGCCAAUGCCGGGGCUGACCAAGGACCACGUGGAGGUGCGCGCGGACAAGAACAUCCUGGUGAUCAAGGGCGAGGGCGAGAAGCAGCCCUGGGACGGCGACGACGACUCCGCGGUGCCGAAGUACAACCGCCGCAUCGAGGUGCCCGCUGACGCGUACAAGAUGGACAAGAUCAAGGCCGAGAUGAAGAAUGGCGUGCUCUGGGUCACCCUGCUCAAGGUCAAGGAGGACGAGCGCAAGGAUGUCUUCCACGUCAAGGUCGAGUAGUAGUGGUAGUGCUCAUGGAGGAUGGCCAGCGCGAGAGUGUGAGAGACGCCUUGUUGAUGUGGUCAUGUUUGGUGUCUUUCUUCCUUGUCUGGUGGUGAAGUUGGUCGCCAACUCUGUUAAGUUCCUCUAGUUCGGUAAAUUUCCUUGGUGGUGUCCCUUCUUUUUGUGCCUAUCCUUGAGUUUAACUUUGUGAACAGUCAUAUGGGAUAAGGCAUUUCUUUGCUUUGGUGAA